AUGGAAGACACCUCCAAAACAGAAUCCUUCAUUAUGGAUUGUGCGCAAGCUGAAAUAGCAGCCGUCAAGUUAACGCACAGACAAGCGCACAUUGUUUUGUGUUCUUUCCAUGUUUGCCGAGCUUUCUGUCGGAAAACAAGAAAUCCCAUUGUGAAGAAUUAUUUAUGCCGUCUAGUGCAGUGUAAAAGGAGAUCAGAGUAA
This is a messenger RNA of Trichobilharzia regenti, 201 nucleotides long. The record is from the annotation of a GenBank genome assembly. NCBI's taxonomy places the organism in Eukaryota, Metazoa, Platyhelminthes, Trematoda, Strigeidida, Schistosomatidae.